Messenger RNA from Hemibagrus wyckioides, 3351 nucleotides. RefSeq lists its product as uncharacterized. The record is from RefSeq and is a predicted model, not a curated record. The transcript has 3 exons. Bases 549 to 2363 code for a protein of 604 amino acids. NCBI's taxonomy places the organism in Eukaryota, Metazoa, Chordata, Actinopteri, Siluriformes, Bagridae.
UAUAAACCCAUCAUUUAUGUCACAAUUGUAAAUUGUGGUACAUACAUUAUAAUUAACACAAUCUCGGUUUCUUAGUUAAAAGACCAUCAUAUUGAUGUUAUGUCAUAGCACAUGCCAUAUGUAUGCAGCUUGAAAUUUUAUUACCCCAAAGUAAAAUGCCUUCUCACAUCUCUGCUCCUGAAUGCAUGAGCACCUAGUACACAGAUCUAGUAUGAUCUCAUGUAAAAACAUUUCUGCACAUAUUGUGUACUUAAUCAUCUGCACCCAGGGCACUGUCUAGGUCCUAAAUUACAACUUCCCCUGAUCAGAAAUGAUCUAUCAUUACUGAAAUUGUAUUUGAUGUUUAUUGCAAUGCAUCAAAGAUCUGUGGAUGGAUCUUGCUGGGGUCUUAUUUGUCAUGCUCCCCCAAGAGCCCAGCAUAGGAACUCCUUGUUACUGUGAAACAAGUAAGAGUUUAUGCAAGGUGACACUCAGAUGACUUUUUCAGAAUCUAAAUAAUCCUAACCAUAUUUUUUUCUAAUUCUAGAUUCUCCAUUUUCUCUUCUACUAUGGAUUUGGCAGACAAAUUGUGCACUGAACUGUUCCGUUGGAUAGCGAAGCAGGAGGAAUGUGCAGAGCAUCUCAUGGAUUUGGCAGAAGAAUUGGAGGAGAUGACUAAAGCUAUGAAUAAAGGCCAGUUGGUGGGAAACACAACAACUGUGGUUGGGUCUGCUGCCUUAAUUGGAACAGGCAUUGCAACUUUUCUAACUGGAGGCCUGGCUGCACCCUUGCUGGUGAUGGCAGCAGGUGUCGCAGCUGGAGUUGGUACUGUAACCAGUGUUACAUGUAAGCUUUUAGAGAGUUGGAAAUGCAGUAAAACAAUGAAAAAUGCACAGAAGACCGCUGAGGAAUUAGAGGAAAUUCAGAAAAAUAUUGAGAUGCUCCAGAAGAAACUAUCAGAGGACUGUAAGAGUCAAGACCUUGAAGAAAUAACAGCAAGAAUCCUGAGAGCCAUGGCUAAACGGAGCGGGAGGGAUCUCUCUCUAAGUCACCUAAUUCGCCUAACUCAACUCUUAAGGAUUGAUCCUUUAAAUACACAAAUAUAUACAGAGACAAUUCUAACUACCAGUAUGGGUUGUAUGCUACUACCUAUUAUACAUUCUGUCAUGUUUAUGAAAACAGCAGCAACAAAAGGAGCAGAAUACAUUACUAAAGGAGUGGCUACUAUUUCAUUGAAAACUGCAUUAAAGGGAACAGGCCAGGUCACAGGAGGAGUCUUUGGCCUGGUGUUGACACUUCCUGAUCUGAUUGACAACUGUGAACAACUGGUUAAAAACAAACAUGAGACAGAAGCUAGCAAAAAUCUGAGGACCAAAGCAGCUGAACUUCGUGAUGCUGUCACAAACAUUAAAAAGCAAAUGAAUGAAUUGCAAGAGAUGCUCAGUGAAAUCCCUGAAACCAAGUGUCACGUUGAUUUGGCUACGGAGAUGUGUGGUAACCAAAAAUACACACGUGGCACUGUUCGUAUGGAGUAUAAACAGACCAAAAAUCAGGACAGUAAAGUACGGGAGUUUACUCUCAUAUCCACAAAAGACAUGAUCAGUUCCACAAGUAAACACAAUUUAAAUAAGAACCAAAGACAGAAGACAGAGUCUUCUAAGAAGAAGCCACGACAAAAGAAAAUCCUCCUUCCUAGAAUAACCAUGUCCAACGUGCAUUCUCUUCCAAAUAAAAUGGAGGAGAUCAAAGAAAUGAUGUGGAACGAUUACUUAUUUUCCAAUGAUCUGAUGUUCUUUACAGAGACAUGGUUAAAUAACAACUCACCCCCAAUCAGCUUGGAUGGAUAUAGGUCUGUCCGGGGUGAUCGGGAUCCAGAGCUUACUCAAAAACGUAGAGGAGGAGGACUGAUCAUUUUUGUGAAUAAGAAAUGGGCAACAAAUGUGGGGAAGCCAUUCAUAAAAAAUACUCCAAACUAUGAGUUAAUGGAUGUGCCCAUUACACCAAAUGUUCAUCCUGAGAAUGCUCCACCACUUAUCUUCAUCCUUGUUUAUGUUCCAGGGCCUAAUUUUGAUCAAGCUGCCACUGUCAUAGCCAAUUGUUACUCUUAUGCUCAGGCACGUUCUCAUGGUCCUAUUUUCUUGUUGGGUGAUUUCAACAGGACUCCGUUAUUGAGGAACCUGGAGCAAUAUGUCACAUGUCCAACCAGAUACAAUAACACCCUGGAUCUGUGCUAUGGAAAUGUGCCUGGGGCUUAUAAAAGUGUUUGCAGACCUCCACUUGGCCGGUCUGACCACAAUGUCAUUCAUCUAAUUCCUAAAGAUCAAUAUGACUCUUUCAAAGAUGGGGAGUGUACGCAUGACCAAACCAAUCCCAGUAAGCAAUGAGACACAAGGCUUAUAUACAUUAAACUAUUAACAAUCUUUAGUGAUAAGCAGCUGUGUAAUAAUAGCUUUUUUGUCAGUUUAAAAAAAAAAAAAAAAAAAACAUUUUUAGAGAGACUCCAUUCAGCCUACUAGCAUGUCUUUGGACUGUGGGAGGAAACCGGAGCACCCACCAAGCACAGGGAGAACAUGCAAACUCCACACACACAGUGAACGGGAGCGAGAUUUGAACUCAGGACGGUGUGAGGCAAACACGCUAACCACUAAGCCACCGUGCCACCUAUAAAGUAAUGCAUAAUUAUAUAAUUAUUUACAUAAGAGCUGACACAUUACAUUGGCACCCUGGAAUUGAAGUUAUACUUUCCUCUAACCAACAAGAAAUACAUAACAUGAAGGAGUGGACAUGAUAAAAAAAAAAAAAUAAAUAAUAAAGGAAAUGGUUGCUUGUUAUGCCAUGGGAUUUAUAAAGGAGAAACCAUGUUGCUAGUCAACAAUUAAAUCAAUUUAAAAACUUUGCUAUUUAUAGUAAUACUGCUAAAAGAAAUAUGAUCCUGGAGAUUUUUCAUCAGCACUCAUAAAGGCAUGGUAAUAUGUUGCACUGAAACAAUGACGACUUUUCAAAACAAAAAAUGUUCAUGGUGCAGACUGGCUUCAAAUGAUCAUUAAUUAUUCAUUGAAGUGGAAAACAGGAGAUGAUCCACAAUCUGAAAUGGAGGAAGCCCACAGAAACCUCUGUAGUCCAACUGCAAGAUAAAACAACCCAAUGAACUUCAAGGAAAAGCUUUAUAUUCUAAAUCACUAGGAAGAAUGGUUCUUGGGUUCAUCAUUAACCAUUCAAAUGAAAGCUGCGCAUGAGAUGCUCUUAGAUGUUCCAACAUGACAAUGAUCCAAAGCACAAGGCCAAGUUGACCCUCCAGUGGCUACAGCAAGGUGAAGGUUCUAGAGUGGCCAUCACAGUCUCCUGACCUCAAUAUCAAGACAACCAAAAAAU